Molecule: messenger RNA, 489 nt
Organism: Physeter macrocephalus (sperm whale)
Lineage: Eukaryota; Metazoa; Chordata; Mammalia; Artiodactyla; Physeteridae
Product: cell cycle regulator of non-homologous end joining-like
Biological process (GO): double-strand break repair via nonhomologous end joining; negative regulation of double-strand break repair via nonhomologous end joining
Cellular component (GO): nucleus; cytoplasm
Source: RefSeq, a predicted model, not a curated record
GCUGUCCUGAAGUCAUUAAGCUUGGGCCCUGGUUCCUCUUCAUGAGAGACUAGGGAGAUGGAAGACUUAAAAUCUGAGAAUAAAAAAAGGGUGCUUCCCGCAUGGAUGACAGCUCAGGUGGCUGAAAAGAGGACGGUGCAGGUGAAGACCCCCAAGAGGAGGAACAGCCAUGUGCCAGUGGCUACAGCAAGACUUCCUGCCAUGAGGACUGUUUACUGCAUGAAUGAAGCUGAAAUCAUAGACGUUGCUCUGGGGAUCCUGACUGAGGGCCGAAAACAGGAAAAGCUGUUGGAACAGCUGCCUCUGGCAGGCACUGAUAAGCCAGAGCACUCCCCAGCCAGCUCAGCGCUGCUGUCCCUGAGCAGAAGUGAGGACUGGGGGGAAGAUGGCCCUCCCCCGGGACCUGCGGAUUCUGACUCGGCUUGUGGCAGAGGCCUCGAGGAGGACCAGGAUGCGCUAAAAUACGUCAGAGAGAUAUUUUUCAGCUAA